AUGCUCUGGAUGUUCAGCCCGUCCAUCACAAUCGAACUGCCAGAAAACACAGAGGUGGAGAUUGUGGAGGAGGUUCGUUUUUCUUUCGCUUCGGCCGGAGAACCUGGGCCUCCCGAGACAGCGCAGUUUGGCGGGUGUUUGGUCUUACCCGUCGCGAAGUCCAUCUUUCGUUUUGUUCUGCAGCGUCUCGGCCCGCGAGCGCCGCUGCCAGCCGACAGCCCGAUUCUUGCCUGGUGCGGCGACGAGGAAGGAAAAGAGGCAGUGAUGCAGCACGCCUUCCAAUUGGGCAGCUUGGCCCAUGCAGCGUACGACGCAGUCGAGGAGCUCGGGCGCCAGCGCUUGGCCAAGGUGAAGCUGAGGCAAUCGUGCAAGCGUGUUUCAGACUUUUUGAACGAGCGCUUCUGCGUGUUCAAGCUCAACGUUUCUAUUGAGCCAUGGGAAACUGCUGCGAGUGCUUGGUUUCCCCUGGAGAUGCUGAUGCGCGUGUGGAGGAACCACGCAGGCAAGCUGUCGCUUCACAGGUGGCAACAACCUUUCUUCUCAGGCCUGGAGACCCUGGAGUGGCGGAUGCUCCUCUCGGAGCGGGAGACCACCGCGCGAGAGCUGGCAUCGACUCUGCAAAAGGUGGAGGAGAUGGAGAAGGAGGUGGAGGAUCGCAAGAUCGAGCUCCAGAUUGCCGAGCGGCGGCGCGAAAGAGAGAAGCGGGGUGCUGCUGCACCAAAGACCCUGAGUGCUGGGCAGACCAGCACGCAGGGUCUGCGCAUGCGCAAGUUGCAGGGCUACUUCUGGCCCAACUCGGCGUGGAAGCGAGUCAAGGGAGGUGCUCCACCCAAGGAGUACCCCCAGCGCUCGAUGACAUUCCGAGGGCAGGUGCUGAAGGGAGGUCUCCUUGGCGAGCCCUUUGGUCAGCCAUGUGGGACUACUGCCAUGUAUGGCAGCGACAGCAGGUUCGUGAGCAAGGAGACUUUGCGCUGUCUGUUGCCUGCGAAAGAAACUGAAUGA
Symbiodinium natans is the source of this 1002-nucleotide messenger RNA. NCBI's taxonomy places the organism in Eukaryota, Dinophyceae, Suessiales, Symbiodiniaceae. The record is from the annotation of a GenBank genome assembly.